Penicillium robsamsonii is the source of this 2877-nucleotide messenger RNA. RefSeq lists its product as uncharacterized. The record is from RefSeq and is a predicted model, not a curated record. Gene Ontology annotation, cellular component: membrane. Gene Ontology annotation, molecular function: transmembrane transporter activity. Gene Ontology annotation, biological process: transmembrane transport. Bases 1 to 2877 code for a protein of 958 amino acids. The transcript is spliced from 6 exons. NCBI's taxonomy places the organism in Eukaryota, Fungi, Ascomycota, Eurotiomycetes, Eurotiales, Aspergillaceae.
AUGGAGAGAGUACACUCAAUUGGUAAUAAGAUGACCCAUGAAGCAUCCGGUCAUGAAGUCCAUUCCAAUCCAGGACCGCAAGGUGGAUUAUGGCUCCGAUUCCUUACGUAUACCAAAUGGUAUCCAAAAGACAUGUCACACCCAGAGAAGAAGCUGGUCCUCAAACUGGAUAUCAUGAUCCUAGUCUUUGGCUGUCUUUCAUUCUUCACCAAAUACCUUGAUCAGCAGGCGAUCACCAAUGCCUAUGUAUCAGGCAUGAAAGAAGACCUCAAUCUGCACAGCAACGAGUUGAACUACAUAACAGCGAUAUUCUGGGCUGCGUAUUGCACCUCCAUGAUACCAGCCUGCUACUGGCUAACGCGCACCCGGAUCAACAUCGCGCUACCGACCCUGGAAGUUGGAUGGGGACUCUUCACAUUUGGCUGCGCUUGGGCGCAGAACCUGAAUACAAUAUACGCAAUGCGGUUCUUCAUCGGGGUCUGUGAGUCUUGCUCCUUCACCGGCGUCAUUUAUGUCAUCGGGUCGUGGUAUAAGCCCGGCGAGGUGACGCGUCGGGUUGCGCUCUUCUUUGUUGCUUCGCCACUUGGGACUAUGUUUGCGGGCUAUCUGCAGGCUGCUGCUUAUACAAAUUUAGAGGGGAGACAUGGAUUGCCUGGGUGGAGAUGGUUGUUCAUUAUUUGCACUAUUAUCACAAUUCCUAUUUGCAUUGUCGGAUAUAUCAUUUUCCCCGACGUUCCUCACCGCUCUAAACCACGGUUCCUAACAGCGACCGAGCACGAUAUUGCCAACAUUCGCCUAAAAGGUCUAACAGCGCCAAGCGAACUAAAAGUCUCCCGGGCCAUCUUCAAGCGAGUCUUCGGCCGAUGGCAUUGGUAUGUCUUUGUCGUGCAUUGGACCUUAAUGGACCAAAACUUCACACCGUACUCGACGCCCUUUAGCCUAUAUCUCAAGGCUAAGCCAGAUAUCUACUCUGUCUCACGGGUGAAUACUUUGCCGACAAUCGCAACGGCCCUGUCUGUCGUAGCCGCGCUAGUAGCGGGCGUAACCGCGGAUCGCCUGCGAAAUUUCUGGAUUCCUUCCGUGGUGACCAGCAUUCCCGUCCUGGUCGGUGUUAUUUUGCUUGUCUAUAAUAAUGUUGGUGAAACGGGCCGACUGGUGGGGUUUAUCAUCACCGGAUUCGAGGGCGCAAUUAGUCCGCUCACGAUGAGUUGGGCAACGAUCACCAUGGCCAAGGAUGCCGAGGAACGUGCUAUAGUUACGGCAAGCAUGAACGCGAUCGGUCAGGCCAUGGCAGCGUGGACCCAAAUUUUUCAAUAUCCAGCUAUUUCUGCCCCGAGCUUUCGAGCGGGAUUCAUCUCGAAUCUGGUCACUACUAUCGCACAAUUCUUGAGUGUUGGCUUGAUUGCCUUUCUCGUGCAUCGGGAUGCGCGAAAAGAGCGAAAAGAAUUAUGUUCUACUGUAGGGCAUACAUUUACCAUGGCCCCUCCAAUUGAGUCAGAAGUUACUUCUGAGAUCGAUACCCACGAUGUCUCUCCAACUAUCCGCUCUCGGUCGUCUUGGUACCGCUCUAUCCCAUUCCAAAUUGCCGUUGCUAGUGGUGUCUCAUUCACUGCCCCUGGAAUGUGGGAUGCACUGAACAACCUCGGAGCAGGUGGUGCAGCUGAGCCCUACGCUGUCUCCGCAGCGAACGCCCUGGUCUACGGAUUAUUUGCAGUUGUUUGUAUCGCCGCUGGUGCAAUCAACAACCGUAUUGGUCUUCGAUACGGUCUGAUUCUUGGUGCGAUCGGUUACCCGAUCUACGGUGCCGGUCUGUAUACUAACAACUACCAUCCCACGACAUGGUUCUUGCUCUUCGGCUCCGCACUGUGCGGUAUCUCAGCUGGAUUUUUCUGGGCUGCCGAGGCUGCUAUUAUUAUUGGUUAUCCUAGCCCCAAGGAUCGCGCUUUCUACAUUGCUGUCUGGCAGACCGCCAAAUCUUCCGGUCCGAUUAUCGGCGGUGCAAUCAGUCUGGGACUGAAUGCAUCGACUUCCCAGAAGGGAACAGUCAGCGCUGCAACUUAUAUCGUCUUCAUUGUCAUCAUGUGUCUCGGUCUGCCGAUUGCACUCCUACUCAGUCCUGCCGAGAAGGUGCAGCGCAAGGACCACUCUCUCGUGGUUGUGGAUAAGAAGGAGACUUGGGCCAAGGAAUUCAAGGCUGCCUUUUCUCUGAUCUUCACUCGCCGUGUCCUCCUCCUCCUUCCAGCAUUCUUCAUCAGUUACUUCUACAACGGCUUCCAGAGCACAUGGCUGACCUCCUACUUCACCGUUCGGUCUCGCGCAUUCUCCUCGUUCCUCACCAACUUUGCCGGAAUCGCGUCCUCGUUCAUCAUGGCGACUUUGCUUGAUCGCCAAUCCAUCUUCAUCAAAACCCGCGCCAGGAUCGCAUUCUGCACCAUCGUCGCCCUGAUCAUCGGCACGUGGAUUUGGGCUACCAUCCUGCAGAAGCAGUUCUACGAUGCACCCGAGCCCCCAAUGUUCGACUGGUUCACAAGCGGCUUCAACAAGGCGUACGCCCUGAUCUUCUUCUGGACCUUCAGUGGCCAAGCCUUCCAGCAAUUCCUUUACUGGCUGGUUGGCCAGUACAGCACCGACAUCUCAUCUUUGUCCUACCACUGCGGAAUUCUUCGCGGAUUCGAGGCUCUGGGACAAACCAUUGCAUGGGCGAUGCAAACCGAAGGUAAUGCCAACCACUUCGUCAGCAUCGGUCUCAACUUUGGAAUCACGAUUCUUGCCUUCUUCCCCACGUGGAUUGUUCUAUCUGAGUUGGAACACAGCCACGAGGUGCAGGUCACCGCGGAGGAAGUCGCACCCAAGACAGCGGGCGAAUCAACAGCCUAA